Messenger RNA from Astyanax mexicanus (Mexican tetra), 3027 nucleotides. It is a transcript of the gene cadm1b, whose product is annotated as cell adhesion molecule 1b. The transcript is spliced from 12 exons. Gene Ontology annotation, biological process: cell recognition; detection of stimulus; susceptibility to natural killer cell mediated cytotoxicity. The record is from RefSeq and is a predicted model, not a curated record. The coding region runs from base 171 to 1439 and encodes 422 amino acids. Gene Ontology annotation, cellular component: synapse; neuron projection; plasma membrane. Gene Ontology annotation, molecular function: signaling receptor binding. Lineage: Eukaryota; Metazoa; Chordata; Actinopteri; Characiformes; Acestrorhamphidae.
ACCUGGGGUGUGGCGUUGAUAAGGUGGGCGGGGCAUAGCGUCUGAGACAGGAAGUACGUCAGAGAAAUCGUAAGGUACCUGAGGAGCAGCAAAUUUCACUCAACACUAAUGAGGGUCAAACAGCAUUACAGAGGUGAUUUAGCGCCGCCAGUCUGAAGCAGGUGUUCAUCAUGGCGAGCUCGACCAGCGGAUCUCUCUGUGUUCCUCUGCUCCUCUCCCUGCUGUCUGCGGCUCUUCUGCCUGAAGGAGCUUCCCAGACCAUAACAGCACAGGGUCAGAACCUGGUGACGGGAAACGUCUCGGUGAUUGAGGGCGAGACGGCGACCAUCAGCUGCCGGGUGAAGAACAACGACGACUCGGUCAUCCAGCUCCUCAACCCCAACAGACAGACCAUCUACUUCAAAGACGUCAGACCCCUGAAGGACAGCCGGUUUCAGCUGGUUAACUUCUCCGACAACGAGCUGCGCGUGUCGCUGUCCAACGUGACGCUGUCGGACGAGGGACGGUACGUGUGCCAGCUCUACACGGACCCCCCGCAGGAGGCCUACGCAGACAUCACCGUCCUGGUUCCGCCAGGCAACCCAAUCAUCGAGUCCCGCGAGGACGUGGUGAGUGAGGGGAAUGAGACGGAGAUAACCUGCACUGCCAUGGGCAGCAAGCCUGCCUCCUCCAUCACGUGGAUGAAGGGAGACCAAAUCCUACAAGGUGAGGAGACGGUGGAGGAGACGUACGACAGGAUGUUCACCGUCACCAGCCAGCUCCGGCUCACCGUCUCCAAGGAGGACGAUGGAGUGCCCGUCAUCUGCAUCAUUGACCACCCGGCCGUGAAGGACUUCCAAGCACAGAAAUACCUGGAAGUGCAAUAUAAACCAGAGGUGAAGAUUGUGGUGGAGUUUCCACAGGGUCCCACGAGGGAAGGGGAAAACCUUGAGCUGACGUGCAAAGCCAAGGGCAAACCACAGCCCCAUCAAAUUAACUGGUUGAAAGUGGAUGAUGAUGUUCCCUCCCACGCGGUGAUUACAGGCUCUGAUCUCUACAUCGAGAACCUCAACAAGUCCUACAACGGAACGUACCGCUGCGUGGCCUCCAACUUAGUGGGAGAGGCUUACGAUGAAUACAUCCUGUAUGUGUACGAUGUUCUCGCCACAACCCCCCCACCCACUACUACCACCAUCAACCCUGACGCUGCCCAAGAUUCAAGAGCGGACGGAGGGCCGCAGAAAAUCGAUCACGCAGUCAUCGGCGGAGUUGUUGCAGUGGUUGUGUUCGCCAUGCUCUGUCUGCUCAUCAUUUUGGGACGCUACUUCGCCAGACACAAAGGCACCUACUUCACUCACGAAGCUAAAGGAGCGGAGGACGCUGCGGACGCCGACACAGCCAUCAUCAAUGCUGAAGGAGGACACAACAACACGGACGACAAGAAGGAGUACUAUAUCUAACUCUGACUAGAGCUGCUAGCCACCCCACCCCUCCCUGCCGGACCAGGAGCCUGCGGGGGUCCUGCUGGAUUAGGGAGGGAGGGCUCGGGUUAGUCCAAGCUGUAUUUUUGUUUCUUUUUUUGGGAUUGGAGGGUCGACCCUGCGCAGCAGAAGAGGAGGAGAAAGGAGAAGAAAUGAGAGGAGAGGAGCGCUGCCAUCGAGACUGAAGAGGUGUGGGAUGGAGGAGCGUGAAGGAGAGCUCACUUUUAGAGAAGCUUCGCCAUCCAACACCUCCCAACACCUCCUGCUGGUGCCAGUUUUGUUCAGUUUUUUCGACAUUUUCGCGAGGAAAAAAAAAAAAAAGAAGAGAAAUUUUGUGCCUUGUUCUAUUUAUUUAGAUGGAAAACACCUACUUUCUCAUUCCCGCACCCACGAGUUGCGUACUGCUGGCUCUCUUCAUACAGCAGGCCCCGUCAUGCUGUGCUUUUUCGACGCCCGCACACACUCUUCAGCUUUCACAUGCUCUCUCCUGCCAGCUGAGUGGAAUACACACCAUAUACACAUACAUAUAUACAUAUACACAUAUACACACACAAACACACACUAGUUCAGACAUGAGAUUCAGUCCUGGAAGUACUAUUUAGGUCUCUUUAAUGACUUGUUUCUGAGUGGAUGACAGUGGAUGACACUGUUGUGACAAACCUGAGCUGAAACUCAUUCCGGUCCUCUUGUGUUGUUGCAUUAUUUAAUAGCCGUUCCGUGUGUGCAAAUAAUCUGCUUGUGUUAGUAUUCAUUCAUUAGCGCCAUGCCGUAAAUGCCCACCUAGCAGUUUAAUGGUAAUUGCAUCCGUGCAUUAAAAAUGAAUGCCAAAGCAAAUACAUUAAAUUGGCCCCGGUUCAAAUGGAUAGAGGAACUCUUUAAUGCCAGCAAGCCCCCACCACCGUCCUCAUAUCAUAAACCAGACAUGCUCCAGACUAUAAAGUAGCUCCUGCUCCGUUUCUGGUUUCAGAAGAUGGCAUCAGGUGUAGUCCUCAAGGUUGGCGAGCUGCCACUGGCUGUAAGAUUAAGCACUAAAGGUUUGCGUUUAUGUAAACUCGCUAGGGCUGCACAAUAUAUAUCGGUUAAGCAUUGUCAUCGCGAUGUGAGCAUGAACUCUGGUGUAAAAUGGACUUUUGUUGUAGUAAAACAUGAUAAAAAGUUCUUACCUUUGAUGAAUAGCACACCUCCGCUCUCCCACAGCGUUCAGAGAUCCAGAAAUUGUAACAGUUUGUCCAAACACCCUUCAGACUGGGUGACACGGGGCAUAAUUUACCCCGAUAAAUCACUUUUUACACCGUUAUCCAACUCAAAGAAGCUCCACACCUCCUUGCUAGAAUCCGGAGAGCCCUGACAUUUAAAACGAGGCAUUAAUAACUUAAAAAGUACAGAAGAAGCUUAUCAAAAAACACUGUUUUUAAUCCUAUAACACUAGCUUCAGCUCCGAGUGCCGCCAUCACUGUACUGAUAAUAACAGACACAUACAUACAUACUUUGAGCUGGAAAACAGUGGAAAAAGCGAUUAAUCUGGGUAAAUUAUGCCCCGUAUCACCCAGUCUGAAGGAUGUUUAGA